This is a messenger RNA of Necator americanus (New World hookworm), 354 nucleotides long. RefSeq lists its product as uncharacterized. Bases 1 to 354 code for a protein of 117 amino acids. Lineage: Eukaryota; Metazoa; Nematoda; Chromadorea; Rhabditida; Ancylostomatidae. The record is from RefSeq and is a predicted model, not a curated record. The transcript has a single exon.
AUGAGAAGAUGUGGUCCAACACCAGCUUUGACUAUCUUCGUCGCUUACGCUCCAACAUCAAGCUACGAUGAAGAAGAAGUCGAAGCUUUCUAUAUGGACCUGGAGAAGUUCUACCGAGAAGAUCAUGUUUUCUACAAGGUCAUAAUUGGCGAUUUCAACGCCAAAGUUGGCCCAAGAAGAACGCCGGAGGAACUUCACAUCGGGACCCACGGCCUACAAUGGAAUGACCAGGGGGAGAGGCUCUCCGAGUUCAUCAUGACACUAAGACCUUCCAUGGGAAUUCGCAAUUCCAGAAGCCCUCCUCUCUACGCUGGGCGUGGGAGCCACCAGGUGGAGGGUACCGCAAUGAAAUAG